Dendrobium catenatum is the source of this 1548-nucleotide messenger RNA. Its product is annotated as cytochrome P450 78A4-like. The record is from RefSeq and is a predicted model, not a curated record. Gene Ontology annotation, molecular function: monooxygenase activity; heme binding; oxidoreductase activity, acting on paired donors, with incorporation or reduction of molecular oxygen. The coding region runs from base 1 to 1548 and encodes 515 amino acids. Lineage: Eukaryota; Viridiplantae; Streptophyta; Magnoliopsida; Asparagales; Orchidaceae. The transcript is spliced from 2 exons.
AUGAAAACUUCCUUAGCAUCAACCUCAGUCCUUCUCUUACUUAGCCUAGCAGCUUCCAACCAUGUCCCAUGGCUUCUUCUCUUGCUACUAGCAACUCUCUCAAUCUCCCUCCUCCUCUUUCUUCCUGCAUGGCUUGGGCGAGGUGGGCUCGCAUGGGCUCCGACUAGAGCCCGAACCCAGCUUGCUUCUCUAAUCCCACCUGGCCCGUCCGGUUGGCCUCUCCUUGGCUCCAUCCCAUCUAUGGGCCCGCUCGCCCACCGAAACCUUGAUUCCAUGUCAACCCACCACAACGCCAGACGCCUAAUGGCGCUCAGCCUAGGCGCCACCCCGGUGGUCAUCAGUACCGACCCGACAACCGCGCGUGAAAUCCUUUUCGGGCCGGCUUUCUCCGACCGGCCCAUAAAAGCCUCAGCUCGUUUGCUCAUGUUCGAGCGGGCCAUCGGGUUCGCCCCCGCCGGAGACUACUGGCGCCAUCUUCGCCGGAUCGCCGCCACACACAUGUUCUCUCCACGUCGCAUCGCCGUGCUCGAAGGAGUCCGGCGGCAGGCGGUGGAUAACAUGGUGGCUCAAGUGCAGCUCAGGAUGGACACAGGAGGUCAAAUGGUUGUAAGGGAGGUGCUGGAGAAGGGGUCACUGGAGAAUGUGAUGGGAAGCUUGUUUGGGUUUAGGGUUCCGGCGAGGGAAGUGGAGUUGCUGGCGGAGAUGGUGAGGGAAGGAUAUGAGUUACUAGGGAGGUUUAGCUGGGAAGACCAUUUUCCUUUAGGAGCUCUUCUGGACUUCUAUGGGGUGGCGAGAAGGUGCAAGCAUUUGGCUUCCAGAGUUCAAGUUGUUAUAAGUAAAAUAAUGGAAGAUAGGAGAAGAGAAGAAGAGCUUCAUCAAGAUGACUUUCUUGGAGUUCUUCUUGGCUUGCCUAAGGAGGAGAGUCUCUCUGAUGGAGAUAUCAUAGCAGUGCUUUGGGAAAUGAUUUUCCGAGGCACGGAUGUUGUUGCCAUACUAAUGGAAUGGAUCAUGGCCCGAGUGGUACUUCAUCCAGCAGUCCAGGCUAAGGCCCAACAAGAACUUCAUAGCAUAGUGGGCAAUCGGCCCGUUAAUGAUUCGGAUGUUCCGAAGCUUUGUUUUUUGCAGGCCGUAGUCAAGGAGACCCUCCGAAUGCACCCGCCCGGCCCACUCUUAUCAUGGGCACGACUAGCGGUCCAUGAUGUCCACGUUGGAAAAUAUUUUGUGCCCUCGGGGACUACCGCUAUGGUGAAUAUGUGGGCUAUAGCUCAUGACCCGAAGAUUUGGAAGGACCCAUGGGUUUUUAGACCCGAACGGUUUCUUGAAGAGGAGGUGAAUAUAAUGGGAUCAGAUUUGAGACUCGCUCCUUUUGGGGCUGGUCGACGGGUUUGCCCUGGUCGGGUCUUGGGUUUGACAACAGUUCACUUGUGGUUGGCUCGGUUUCUUCAAGAGUAUACUUGGGUUGCCGCAAGGCCCGUGCAACUCGUUGAGUGUCUCAGACUUUCUCUUGAGAUGAAGAAGCCAUUGAUUGUAGGAGCCAUAUUACGUUAG